This is a messenger RNA of Myxocyprinus asiaticus (Chinese sucker), 1903 nucleotides long. RefSeq names its product sphingosine 1-phosphate receptor 4-like. Gene Ontology annotation, biological process: G protein-coupled receptor signaling pathway. Gene Ontology annotation, cellular component: membrane. Gene Ontology annotation, molecular function: sphingosine-1-phosphate receptor activity. The transcript has 2 exons. Bases 263 to 1435 code for a protein of 390 amino acids. Lineage: Eukaryota; Metazoa; Chordata; Actinopteri; Cypriniformes; Catostomidae. The record is from RefSeq and is a predicted model, not a curated record.
UUGGGUGUGUCACAAAUCUGCAAGAAAGCUUCCUUCCUUGUUAAUGCAUGGUAUAUAGAUGAUCAGAAAGCCUGUACUCAUGCUUUCUGCAUCAGAGCUCAAUAGCUCAAUACCAAUUACACCAUCACUAUUACCAGGGUAUUCUGAGAGGAACUUGAUCUUCAGGUGACCGAUCCUGGAGCUGGAGUCUGAUUGCCUGGAGUCUGAAUACGACAGAGUCGACCCCAGUGAGAUUCAACUCCACGCUCAAAGGCCCAAAACCAUGGAAUUCCUUCAUUCGUCCAUCUCUGACUCGUCCUGUCCAGAUGUCUACAACUGGAGUAGUAGCCACAAUAUAAUUCUGGAGCAUUACAACUUCACCAGACGCCUCCAACACCGAAUACCCUCAAAGAGAGGCACCAAAGGCAUCACGAUUCUGUUCCUUUUCUUCAGCGUCUUUAUCAUCCUGGAGAACCUCAUGGUGCUGCUGGCCGUCUUGUUUCGUGUCCGUCUACGCCAUCGCUGGAUAUUCAUUUGCAUCGCCAACAUCGCUCUCAGUGACUUGCUAACCGGAUCUGCUUACGUCGUCAACAUCUGCCUGUCAGGUGAACGCACCUUCAAGCUAAGCCCGGUUUUCUGGCUAUUCCGAGAGGGACUACUCUUCGUAGCACUUGCAGCAUCGAUCUUCAACCUGCUCUUGAUUGCCGUGGAGCGCUACGCUACCAUGAUGAAGCCCGUCCACCAGAAAACGGCCACCAAGACUUACCGUAUCUACAUGAUAAUGGGGAUAUGCUGGAUAACUGCGUUUAUUAUCGGCUUCUUGCCAUUGAUGGGUUGGAACUGUGUUUGUGACUUGAAAAGAUGCUCUACACUUCUGCCGCUCUACUCCAAGAGCUACAUCCUAUUUGCGUUGAUCAUAUUCUUCAUCAUUCUACUCACCAUUGGCGCUCUCUAUUUUGCAAUCUACUGCCACGUUAGAAGUAGCAGUGAAACAAUGUCCAUACGCAGCCGCAAGCGUUCAUUGCGGCUCCUAAAGGCUGUCAUCUCCAUCGUUGGGGUCUUUAUGGUGUGUUGGGGCCCCUUGUUUAUCCUCCUGUUGGUGGACUUCUUCUGCUACUCUCGAAAUUGUAGCACUCUCUUCAGUCCAGAGUGGGUCAUUGCACUAGCCGUGCUAAACUCUGCGAUGAACCCACUAAUUUACUCGUUUGGCAGUCUGGAACUGCGUAAAGCCAUCGCAAGCCUCCUCUGCUGUUGCUGUUUGAAGGCAGGACUUUGCGAUCCCAAGACCUUCAUGUCAAAGGAAACCUCCAGCACUUCAGGAAGUCGACACAGCAGCCUGCGUAACAGCUUUAGCAAGGUGCGAAAUCUAAGCACCAGCCCACCACCAGAACUGAAGUUCGGCAAGAAAACACGUCUCAGCUCCACCACUUCUUGUUUAUCUGCGUCAAGCGGUUAGGCUGCGGUGGGCAGGUGUUUUUCACAUUUGCCACAGGAACUUCACCUACUCCUCCUUUGGGCUCAAACGCUUCAGCGUGGCUUCAACCGUUCAACAGCUGAUGUCAGUUUCCAUGCACACCCAUAUAUUUUGCAGAGAUUCAAAUCUUGCUGAAAGGACGUUUGUGGGUACCAUAAAGAGUACAGCCAUGCAAAAGAACAAUCAUUUCUGUAAUAAUCAAUCCAUGUAGCUUGAAGUAUGCAAUUAUGUACAGCAAGUGAAAGCAAGCAAUCAGACUUGUGGAAUGUUCAAAUAAAAAGUGCCGUUUUCUACGAGAAUGUAAAAUAUAAAUAUGGUCAUUAAACUACUGAAAAAAGUCUAUUUUCAUAUGUAACAUAGAAAGAGAUGUUUAUAUUUGCACAUUGUUCUUUAUUGUUUCAGCGUAAUAUUUGUAAAAUAUUUGUAGAGGAAAUAAAAAGUCUUACAAGA